ACCGCUUCCUGGUCCAGAUCACUGAAUGGUUAGACUUCACGCAGAUGGGUUAACGUCCUCGUACUCACGGAAUCAUCUCACUGAAUUCACUUGCUUCUGGAUUUAGUUUGGAAGGUCAUCAUCGAAGAAAUGUCAAGUGAAAACAAAAGCCAAGAGAAAUCUCAAGAGGAUGAAAGUUCCUACUCUUCGAGAGUCAUCAGCAUUGUUUUCCUUGCCCUUCUCUUGGACCUGUUGGGUUUCACCCUGAUUUUACCUCUCUUCCCCUCCAUACUCGACCACUAUGGACAAACAGAAGAUACUGUUUAUCUCUCACUACAAAGCCUUGUAGACUGGUUUAGGGAAGCUGUUGGUGUUCCUAUGGAGACAAAAUAUAACACUGUCCUAUUUGGAGGUCUAAUUGGAUCCCUGUUCUCCUUGCUGCAGUUCCUGUCAUCCCCUUUAACUGGGGCCCUGUCUGAUCAUCAUGGCAGGAAGCCUCUGCUCAUUCUCACCACAUUGGGGUUGAUGUCCUCCUAUGCGGUCUGGGCAGUCUCUCAAAGCUUUGGAAUGUUCCUCCUGUCCAGGGUGAUUGGGGGUAUUUGUAAGGGAAAUGUAAGCCUCUGUACUGCUAUUGUGGCUGAUCUACCCUGCCCCAAAGCACGGAACAGAGGAAUGGCGAUGAUUGGGAUUGCGUUCUCCCUGGGCUUCACCGUGGGCCCAUUGAUGGGGGCCUACUUUGCCCUCAGCUCCAGUAAGGAGGAAGUGUUCUACCAGGCUCCAGCUCUGCUGGCUCUGGCUUUCAGUGCUGCUGACUUGGUCUUCAUCUGUGUGAAGCUGCCAGAGACUCUAACCAAAGACAGCAAGUGUUCGGCCGUGAGCUCAUGGACCCAGGAAUCUGGGGAUCUCCUCAGUCCAGUGGCCCUGUUUCAUUUCUCUGCUGUGACCAGGACGGAGAACCCACCCUCCAAAGACAAGAUGCAGAACCUUAAAGUGUUGGGUUUGGUAUAUUUCACCUACCUGUUCCUCUUCUCUGGUCUUGAGUUCACCUUAAGUUUCCUCACUCAUCAACGGUUCCAGUUUACAAGCAUGCAGCAGGGAAAGAUGUUCUUCUUCAUUGGUAUCACCAUGGCAGUGAUUCAAGGAGGAUAUGCCAGAAGGAUCAAACCUGGGAAUCAUAUCAAGAGUGUCCGUUUGGCGGUUAUAUUACUGAUUCCCGCAUUUCUCCUCGUUGGACUGGCAUGGAAUUUGACAAUGCUUUACUCCGGGUUGGUUCUGUACUCCUUUGCUGCAGCCAUUGUUGUCCCUUGUCUUUCAACACUUGUUUCUGACCAUGGUUCAGUCCAUCAGAAAGGCACAGUAAUGGGAAUCUUACGGAGUUUAGGGGCACUAGCUCGAGCUUUUGGACCAAUCGUAGCAUCUUCAGUGUAUUGGAUAGCUGGAGCAGAGACCUGCUUCAUUAUCAGCUCUGCCGCCUUCAUCAUACCUCUGGCUUUACUGAGAGCAUUAAAAAACCUCAAGAAGGACUGAUGGAGAUGAAGAUUACUUGACAGAGAUAUUCCAUUCAAGACCUUGAUAGCAUAGACAACAAAUGUUAUUACUUUUGGAGACGCUUUGGAUAAAAGCGUCUGCUAAAUGAAUACAUGUAUUACGUUUAGAUUAUUUUAGGCCACUGUACGUUUUUACAUUUGCUUGGAAUGCAAGCUAUGGAAUGGUGAUACAUUUGUCAGACAAAUGAUGUGUAAGGUGUAACUUUUUAUUGUGCUGCAUUUUGAUGUUCUUUGCCCCAAAGCCUCAAAAUGUGACACAAAUAUUGAAUGUAAUUGAUUUCCUAUUGAUUAGCAAUAGGAGAAACCCUGUUAUAGGGAGGAGGGAUUUAAUGACAGAGCAAGGUACUUACCUGUGUAUCACGUGCCCAUAUCGUAAAGGGUAGAGUAAUAGUGGAUUUAUAAUACUGUAUUUUGUCUGAUCAGAUACUUUUCUUAAUAUGUUGUAUAUCACCUAGUAUGUUUGUUGGCACUGAUGUAUGUUGUUGUUGGAACUGUUUGUUAAUAAUCUAUUUUAUAUUUACUCAUGCAGAUAAACAUGCAAAUAUAGGUAAUGUUGGUUCAUC
Molecule: messenger RNA, 2089 nt
Organism: Hypomesus transpacificus
Lineage: Eukaryota; Metazoa; Chordata; Actinopteri; Osmeriformes; Osmeridae
Gene: slc75a1
Product: major facilitator superfamily domain containing 10
Exons: 13
Coding region: 130-1506 (458 amino acids)
Biological process (GO): transmembrane transport
Cellular component (GO): brush border membrane
Molecular function (GO): transmembrane transporter activity
Source: RefSeq, a predicted model, not a curated record